Trichoplax adhaerens is the source of this 384-nucleotide messenger RNA. RefSeq lists its product as uncharacterized. Gene Ontology annotation, molecular function: protein histidine phosphatase activity. The transcript is spliced from 3 exons. The record is from RefSeq and is a predicted model, not a curated record. Lineage: Eukaryota; Metazoa; Placozoa; Uniplacotomia; Trichoplacea; Trichoplacidae. The coding region runs from base 1 to 384 and encodes 127 amino acids. Gene Ontology annotation, biological process: peptidyl-histidine dephosphorylation. Gene Ontology annotation, cellular component: cytosol.
AUGGCGAACUCGGCUGAAGUUGAUGAUAAAAAUUAUCAUAUAUUAAAUUCUUUUACUGAUGUAGAUAUCGAUGAAAGUGGAACCUUCAAGUAUAUACUAAUAAAAUUGACGGACAGAAGAUCUAGUUCAUCCAAAUUUAUUGUUCGCGGGUAUUCUUGGGCGAGCUAUCACGCUGAUAUUUUGGAUAGGUUGACAGCUUCCUUCGAAGCGGCUAGCUUAACUGUAGAAUGUGUUGGUGGAGGCAGAAUCCGGCGUAAUGAGAAUGAGAUUCUUGUAUAUGGAUAUUCUACGGGAUUUGGUAGAGCGGAUCAUACAAUAACAGCGGAAAGGCUAAGAAAGGCUUUCCCUACUCUUAAAAUAUCUUAUUCAAAUGAUGGUUACUAA